CCUCCGCCCGGCCGCUGCGGCAGUGUCUCGGAGGCGGGCAGGCGGCCGGUCCCUCCGGUCCCCCCGGCAGCAUCCCGGCCCCGCCAUGGCUGGCGUCGGCUUCGCGGCGCACCGCCUGGAGCUGCUCGCCUCCUACCAGGACGUGAUCGGCGAGGACAGCCCCACCGACUGGGCCCUCUACACAUACGAGGAUGGCUCCGAUGACCUGAAGCUGGCAGCAUCAGGAGGCGGAGGUUUGCUGGAGCUCUCUGGCCACUUUGAGAUCCAGAAGGUGAUGUACGGCUUCUGCAGCGUCAAGGACCCCCAGGCCGUGCUCCCCAAAUACGUCCUCGUCAACUGGGUAGGUGAGGACGUGCCAGACGCCCGCAAAUGCGCCUGCGCCAGCCACGUGGCCAAGAUUGCCGAGUUCUUCCAGGGCGUGGACGUCAUCGUCAACGCCAGCAGCGUGGAGGACAUCGACCCAGGGGCCAUCGGGCAGCGGCUCUCCAAUGGUCUGGCCCGUGUCUCCAGCCCGGUGCUGCACCGCCUGCGGCUGCGGGAGGACGAGAACACCGAGCCCGUGGGCACCACAUACCAGAAAACUGAUGCCACCGUGGAGAUGAAACGGCUCAACCGGGAGCAGUUCUGGGAACAGGCCAAGAAAGAGGAGGAAUUACGCAAGGAGGAAGAGCGGAAAAAGGCUCUGGAUGCCCGGCUGCGGUUCGAGCAGGAGAGGAUGGAGCAGGAGCGGCUGGAGCAGGAGGAGCGGGAGCGGCGCUACCGGGAGCGCGAGGAGCAGAUUGAGGAGCACAGGCGGAAGCAGCAGAGCAUGGAGGCAGAGGAGGCCCGGCAGCGCCUGAAGGAGCAGUCCAUCUUCGGGGAGCAGCAAGAGGAGGACGACAGGCAGCAGCUCAGGAAAUCAGAGUCCGAGGUGGAGGAGGCUGCUGCCAUCAUCGCUCAGCGGCCCGACAACCCCCGGGACUUCUUCAAGCAGCAGGAGCGGGUGGCAUCGGGCAGCAGUGAUGCCAUCUCACCGGGCAGCCACAGGACAGGCAGCCAGUCGGACGCGUACCGCAAGGCCUCGGCAGCCGGCUGCAGCCCCUGCGAGCGCAGCCCUGCCGCCACGCCGCUGGGCACGCCGGGCACCCGCGUGCCGGGUGACGACACAGCAGCAGCGCCCAAAGACACCCCCAGCCCCAGCACCCAGGAGGCCGAGCCAGACACCCCCGAGCAGCACUGGCCCUUCCCGGGGCCCGAGGACAAGGCCACUGAGCCCCCCGGGGACGAGCCCAGCCCCAGGCCGGUGUGGACAGCGGGGGGUGACAUCCUGGGGGACCUGGUGACCCUGGAGCCCGCUGAGCCCUCCCCGCCACCCACGGCCACUGAGCCCCAGCCCGAGGGGACCCCCAACCCCGAGAGCCUCAUCGACCUGUGGCAGAGCGAUGGGGCUGCCCCCCCGGCUGCCUGGCCCCUGCCUGCUGCCCCUGUCCCUGAGGGACCCCCGGCCGCGCUGCCCGACGAGGGGCCCCUGCUCAGCCUGGAUGAGCUGCCAGAGCCUCCUGCCACCUUCUGCGAUGCGGAGCAGGAGGAGGAGGAAGAGGAGGAGGCAGCCGGCGGGGGGGGCCCCCAGCCCGGGGGGCUCGGCUGCCAGAGUGCCCCCCAGGAGGAUGCCCCGGGCCGAGAGACCCCCCCCAUCACCAAUGGGGAGAUGGCCCCCAAGGAUGGGACGCCGGUUCGUGGGGAGCAGGCCAGUGAGGGCUACUUUAGCCAGUCCCAAGAGGAGGAGGUGCCCCCCCCCGAGGAGCCAUCGGCCAAAGCCCCCCAGCCUGUCUUCUACAACAAGCCCCCAGAGAUUGACAUCACAUGCUGGGAUGCGGACCCCCUGCCCGAGGAGGAGGAGAGCUUCGGGGGGGGUCUGUAAGCCCAGACCCCGCUGCCGGCACCCGCAGCUUGCCCCGGCCGGCGCGGGGCAUGGGGGGGGGCCACAGCUGGGGGCCUGGACCCCCCCGUUACCCCACUGGGGCCCCACAGGCUGAGGCCUCCGGGUGGAGGCCCCCCCGCUGCACCCCCACCCCGGGGCACCUUUUGCAGCCCUCCCUCCCCUCUCUUUUUUAAGUUGUCGGUAGGAGCCGUGUCAGCCCCCAGCCCCACAUUAGCAGCUCCCCCCCCCGCUGCCCCAGCACCCCUUUGGAGGGGGGGGACACGACACACGCUCGCAUCCCCUGCCCAGCUAUGGGGCAGGGUCCUCGUUCUCUUCGUGCCCCCCCCCCCGGGAGUCCCCAGUACUUUGCACGACUUAAAAGCAAAAAGGAAUAAUUCUAAUAAUGGAUGAAUAUGGCAAUAAAGUGACCUGACCGAGGCGAGGCUGCGGCCAGCAGUGCCCCCCCCGACCCAAACCCCAGCAGGGAGCUGGUGUGGAGAUUUCACACCCCCCCUUCAUUCCUUGCUGUUAGCCCCUCCCCCCCCCCCCCCAUUCCCUGUCCCUUUCCCCAUUCCCGGUGACUGUUUUUGGAAAGCACAAGUUCUGUACCGGCAGUGUGCUCAUGUCUGUUAAUAAAUAAAGCGACU
This is a messenger RNA of Melopsittacus undulatus (budgerigar), 2547 nucleotides long. It is a transcript of the gene DBN1, whose product is annotated as drebrin 1. Gene Ontology annotation, molecular function: actin filament binding. The record is from RefSeq and is a predicted model, not a curated record. Gene Ontology annotation, biological process: positive regulation of dendritic spine morphogenesis; positive regulation of axon extension; postsynaptic actin cytoskeleton organization. Gene Ontology annotation, cellular component: postsynaptic density; dendrite; lamellipodium. Lineage: Eukaryota; Metazoa; Chordata; Aves; Psittaciformes; Psittaculidae.